Molecule: messenger RNA, 564 nt
Organism: Zingiber officinale
Lineage: Eukaryota; Viridiplantae; Streptophyta; Magnoliopsida; Zingiberales; Zingiberaceae
Product: vegetative cell wall protein gp1-like
Exons: 2
Coding region: 1-564 (187 amino acids)
Source: RefSeq, a predicted model, not a curated record
AUGAUCGGGGAUGGCGAUGCAAGUGGUGGCAGCGACAUUGAAAUGGGAAUCACCGCAAUUCUAAUGGCAGCCACAGUUCUAAUGGUUAUAUGUUGUGAGCUGCAAUCCUCACUCCUACCACCUCUGGCGAUCAAGCGGUCCAUUCCACUACAGCCGUGUUGUCCCCCACCCCCGACGAUCACCUCCUCCUCCGAGGAGGUGGUGUUCAAGAGCCGGACGAUCCCAAUCCAUCCGAUUCCUCCCUUGCCUCCGCUGCUGCCGCUUCCAACACCUCCAUCCCCACCAUCUCCAGUGAUCACCUCCUCCUCCGAGGAGGAGGUGUUCAAGAGCCGCUCGAUCCCGAUCCCGAUCCAUCCGAUUCCUCCCAUGCCUCAGCUGCUGCCGUCGCUUCCAACACCUCCAUCGCCACCCCCUCUAGUGAUCACCGCCUCCUCUUCUGAGGAGGCGUUCAAGUGCCGCACAAUCCCGAUGCAUCCGAUUCCUCCCCUUCCUACGCUCAUGCCAAUGUCGCUGCUUCCGACACCUCCAUCCCCACCCCUCGGCGAUCACCGUCCAAUUGUGUAA